AUGUCUGAAAAGGCGCUCGAGGAGAAUGUCGGGUCACCUGAAAUUUCCGGACUUGCACCCGAGCACCAUGACAAUAUGAACCGGCGGAAGAGUCUCGACAAUGUCAUCGUCAACGCGCAAAGAGCGACCGAGAAAGAACACAGGAUGAGCCUGUGGCAGGGCAUCAAGCUUUAUCCCAAGGCCGUCGGCUGGAGUAUCCUCAUCUCGACGUGCAUCUGUAUGGAAGGUUAUGAUGUGUGCUUGUUGAGCAAUUUCUACGCAUUCCCCCAAUUCCGCAGAAAGUACGGCGAGCAACUCUCCGAUGGCAGCUACCAGAUCCCGGCACCCUGGCAAGCAGGUCUCAGCAACGGCGCCAACGUCGGCGAAAUCAUCGGUCUCUUCAUCAACGGGAUUGUCUCGGAACGCUUUGGCUACCGCUACACCGUCAUGGUCUGUCUUACCUUGAUCAUCAUCUUCACGGCCGUGUUUUUCACCGCCCAGAAUGUGGAAACCUUGCAGGUGGCCGAGAUUCUGUGCGGUAUUCCCUGGGGAGUCUUCCAGACCCUGACCAUCACGUACGCGUCGGAAGUCUGUCCUGUUGCCCUGCGCGGCUAUCUCACCACAUAUGUGAACUUCUGCUGGGGCCUCGGCCAGGUCGUGGGCAUCGGCGUCAUCAAGUCGAUGCUCCCGCGGGACGACCAGUGGUCGUAUCGCAUCCCGUACGCGCUUCAAUGGAUGUGGCCCGUCCCACUCUUGGUCGGGAUCUUCCUCGCACCGGAAUCGCCGUGGUGGCUCGUGCGCAAGGGCCGGAUCCAGGAUGCGAAGAAGGCGCUCCUGCGCUUGACGUCGCUGAACCGCGAGACCGACUUUGACGCCGACGAGACGAUCGCCAUGAUGGUGCACACGACGGCCCUGGAAGAGAAGAUCACCCGCGGCGCCACCUACUGGGACUGUUUCAAGGGGUCUGACCUGCGGAGGACCGAGAUCGUGUGCAUGGUCUGGGCGAUCCAGAACCUAUCCGGCAACUCCUUCUCCGGCUACUCGACGUACUUCCUCGAGCAGGCCGGUCUGGCGACCAGCAAGUCCUACGACUUCGCGCUCGGCCAGUACGGCAUCAACAUGGGCGGCGUGUUCGGCGCGUGGUUUCUCAUGACGCUCGGCGUGGGCCGGCGGGCACUGUAUCUGUACGGCCUGUGCGGCCUGUGCACCAUGCUUUUCAUCAUGGGCUUUCUGGGCCUGGUGCCGGACUCGCACCGCGACGCCGCCGCGUUGGCCACGGGCUCCAUCAUGCUCGUGUGGGCGCUGUGCUACCAACUCACCGUCGGCACCGUGUGCUACUCGCUCGUGGCCGAGCUGUCGACCCGCCGGCUGCAGAUCAAGACGGUCGUGCUGGGCCGCAACCUGUACAACAUCGUCGGCAUCAUCUGCUCGGUGCUGACGCCCUACAUGCUCAACCCGGGCGAGUGGGACUGGGGCAACUACGCGGGCUUCUUCUGGGCGGCCAUCUGCUUCUGCUGCAUCAUCUACACGUAUUUCCGGGUCCCCGAGCCCGCGGGCCGCAGUUUCGCCGAGCUGGACCUGCUGUUCGAGCGGGGCGUGAGUGCGCGCAAGUUUGCGAGUACCAAAGUAGACGUCUUUGACGCCACGGUCGUGCAUGAGACGGUCGAGGGGACCGGCACGUUGAAGAACUACGAGGAGAAGAGAGGGAGUGUGUUGCAUGCGCGGUCUGGAGAGGAGGAUAUGCCGCCGAGGCAGCUGAUUUGA
This is a messenger RNA of Cladophialophora yegresii CBS 114405, 1743 nucleotides long. Its product is annotated as MFS transporter, SP family, general alpha glucoside:H+ symporter. Gene Ontology annotation, cellular component: membrane. Gene Ontology annotation, molecular function: carbohydrate:proton symporter activity. The transcript is spliced from 2 exons. Gene Ontology annotation, biological process: carbohydrate transport; transmembrane transport. Lineage: Eukaryota; Fungi; Ascomycota; Eurotiomycetes; Chaetothyriales; Herpotrichiellaceae. The record is from RefSeq and is a predicted model, not a curated record. Bases 1 to 1743 code for a protein of 580 amino acids.